Molecule: messenger RNA, 9940 nt
Organism: Rhincodon typus (whale shark)
Lineage: Eukaryota; Metazoa; Chordata; Chondrichthyes; Orectolobiformes; Rhincodontidae
Exons: 74
Coding region: 122-9940 (3272 amino acids)
Biological process (GO): cell-matrix adhesion
Cellular component (GO): cell surface
Source: RefSeq, a predicted model, not a curated record
CACCCAACUGGAAAUGAAACUGCUGGGUGUCCUUGUCUGAUCACUGUCUUGCGUAUUCCUCUCAGGUAGCAGGAAGAUGGACAGCUGCAUUUGAUUUGGAAAGGACGAUCAUUUCUCAACAAUGCAGCUGAAGAUGGUUUUUGAAUGGUCUAGCCCUUGGACUGUCCUUGUGAGCCUCACAAUCGCCUGUUUGGUGACACCUGUGAAUACCAAAGAGUGCAAUGGCCUUUUCCCAGAUGAACAGCGAAUAUGUGAAGGCAACAAGAGCAUGGCACUGGAAUCCAAACUACGUUCUGGCAACCUAAGUGAUUUCUGUAGCUUUACAGUCUCACAAUAUGCAUGUACUAAGUGUAACUUGCUGGCAAACUUAACCAGUAGCGAUUUGGCCUCAAUCUUCGAAUGUUUUGCUGUCACGAGACCUUUGGGCUUCUCUGAUGUCAAUGCUACCAUACUAUUCAUACAGAAGAUCAGUCUACUGAAAUUUGAGGAGUUGCUGAAGAAGGUCAACGCAAAGAUUAAUGACACACUUUCAGUUCCUCUGAUGGCCAAAGAAACAAUCCUUCGUGCCGUGUGGGAGAGAUAUAAAGCCGACACAAGAUUAAAAAAUUCCACAUUUCUCGGGACCUUUCUACAGCUCCUCAGACCAUUUAUUGCUGGCAUUUCUAAACCCAUUCUGCAAUCUCUUCCAUACUCGAAUAUAUCAUGUGAUGACUUCAAAGCAUUUGUGCAAGGAUUCAAAGCAGGUCUGGCAGAGAUGACAUUGAAUACAAAAGCAGCUCUAGAGGAAUGGAUCUUUAGUUACAUCAAUGCCACAGGCGUGAGCUGCAUCACCAAGACGAGUGAGUCCAGGGAUUGGUUGGUGAAGAACUGGGAAUUCAUCAAUGAACUCAUUCUGACUAUGAAUCUUACUCAGCAGAAAAUCAAUUCCAGUGCAAUGAGCACGACAGUGAUUCAAAACACGACAGUGAGUGACACAUUACUCAGUAGUAUCUUUGGCACCCUGAAACCUUUGUUUCCUGCGUUUAAACCUGUUAACUUCACAGACUGGUUCGAGAAGAGGCUAACAGUACUGUUACCCAGAAUUACAAGCUUUGAGCUUGCUAGCAUACCCACAAACAUAACAUGUGAAUCUUACCAGGCCAUAAUGAAGGGGUUUAACAGUGUAAUAAACUUUACAUUACCACAACUUGGAUAUCUGUACAGAUUUGGCAAAAAUGUCCUCUCCCAUCACAUCAUUUUAUCAGGUUCGGAAUGUGAUGCUAAUGUGACAAAAGGCCACGACUGGAUACAAAGGAGAUUGAUACAAUCCUUAAGAGGCUUGUCGUACAGGAGCUUCUUAGCUCUGAACUUUUCUGGAUUUGAAAUACUGGACCUCCUCACUCCACAAUUACUUUCUGGGUUGACUGUGCACUCUGAUGCUUUGAAUAACAUGGACAAAAUUGGCCAGAUUAUUGAUGCACUUGCUGGCAGAAGUUUCAGUGACCUGAUUGCAUACUUGACACAAAUUGUUUCUGAUACUCAAGAGAUGAAUGUUACAACAUUUCAAAAUGCGACAGUAAGACGCUUGAUGCUGAGCAAGAUCAUGAAGUUGCUGGAACCCCUCUUUCCGAUGUUUAAUACCAGCGACUAUGUUGACAUGUUCCAGAGGAAAUUAAUUCUGCUGUUGCCUAGUAUCACAGGAAAGGAGCUUGCCACCAUACCCACCAACAUAAGCUGUGCAUCAUAUCAAGCAAUCAUUCAAGGUCUAAGUGAUUUGUAUCUAAAUCUGUCUGAGUCACAACACAGAGACAUCUACAACUUCAGCAGAAAUUUCUUGACCUUUCAGGUUAACUUUGCAGGUUCCAAAGGUAUUCCAUGUGCUUCUGACAAGGCUGGAAUCCAUUACUGGCUACAGAAGAAUUUUAAGAAAUUCAUUGCCCAGGUUUCCUACAUUGAUAUACUUCAGUUGAACAAGAACUUGUCUGUAUAUGAAAUAUUGGAACUACUGAAUGCACCCCAACUCUCGGGACUGACUGUAAAGUCACUGAAUAACACAUCUCACAUCAAAAUGAUCAUUGAUACCCUUGGCAAUAGAAGCUUCACUGAACUGAUCAUCUUUAUUACCCAAUUUGUGAAUGAGACACAAGUGAUGAAAAUUACAUCCAUUCAACACACAGUAGUAAGGGACACAUUGUUGAAUGGGAUUAUGCGGCUAUUGGGACCCCGGUUUGUAAGAUUCAAUACCACAGAUUAUGUUGAAUGGUUCCAGAAAAGAUUACAAUUACUGCUGCCCAGUAUCACAGCCAAGGAUCUGGCCUCUAUCCCCACUAAUAUCUCAUGUGAAUCAUACCAAGCCAUAUUGAAAGGACUGGAUAAUUUAUACCAAAAUUUCACACCCUCGCAGUGGCAGGAUAUCUACAAGUUCUGUAAAAACGUUUUGAAUUCACAUCCCAGUUUAUCAGGUUUGCCAUGUGCUUCUAACACAACUGGAAUCCGUGAUUGGCUACUGAAGAACUUUUAUAAGUUCAUGUCGCAGAUUCCCUUCACAGAAUUGUUACAUCUGAACAAGAACUUCUCUGUGUUUGAAGUACUGGACUUCUUGAGUACAUCACAACUCUCUGGACUCACUGUGAAGUCACUGAAUAACGCAUCUGACAUCAAUAUGAUUAUUGACAUCCUCAGAAAUAAAAGCUUCACAGAUUUGGUUGCCUACAUUACCCAAUUUAUUAAUGACACACGGCAGAUGGACAUUACAUCCAUUCAACACACAGUAGUAAGAGACACAUUGUUGAAUGGGAUUAUGCGGCUAUUGGGACCCCGGUUUGUAAGAUUCAAUACCACAGAUUAUGUUGAGUGGUUCCAGAAAAGAUUACAAUUGCUGCUGCCCAGUAUCACAGCCGAGGAGCUGGCCUCUAUCCCCACUAAUAUCUCAUGUGAAUCAUAUCGAGCCAUAUUGAAAGGACUGGAUAAUUUAUAUCUAAAUUUUACACUGUCACAGAAUCAUGAGAUCUACGCUUUUGGUAAAAGGUUUCUGAAUUUCCAACUCAAUGUAUCAGGCUCCUUAGGUAUAGUGUGUGUUGACAACACCAAUGGAACUCGUGAAUGGAUAAUAAAGAACUUCUUCCGAUUCAUGGCACAAUUUAAAUACAGUGACUUUGUGACUCUAAACAAGAACUUCUCUGGUUUCGAAGUUUUGGACUUACUCAGCCCAUACCAACUUGCUGAACUGACUGUAACCUCUGCAUUGAAUAGCACAGAGAAUAUCAGCAAGAUACUUGAUACCCUUGCAAGCAGAGGCUUCAGAGACUUGAACAAAUACAUUACUCAAUUUAAUCGAGAAACUCAAGAGGCGAACAUUACUGUUAUUAAAAACUCGAGAGUGCGGCGCAUAAUGCUGAGCAGAAUCAUAAAGCUGCUGGAACCUCAGUUUCCAAUAUUUAAAACCAUCGACUAUAUUGACUGGUUCCAGACCAAAUUAUGUCUUUUGCUGCCCAGUAUUACAAAAAAUGAGCUUGACACCAUUCCCAACAACAUAACCUGCAAAGCUUACCAGUCUAUAGUGAGAGAACUGGACAAAUUACAUCCAGAUUUAUCAACGGAACAACAAAGAAACAUUUCUGAUUUUAUUGUAGAUUAUUUGUCUGCCCAACUUGUUUCCACAGAAACUGCAUGUACUGCUGGCACUAACGGAAGUAAAGCUUGGCUCCUAACUAACUUCGGCAGAUUCCUAUCAUUUGUCCCCUACAGCAAACUCCUAGCUCUGAACAAGAACUUCAUUGGGUUUGAUGUCAUAGAAUUACUGUCUGUUUCACAACUGGGGGAACUGGCUGGCAAUGGGGCACUGAGGAACCGUUACAAAGUGCAGAGAAUUUUCAGAAACAUCAAUAAUGGCACCAUUGUUGAGUUCAUUGAUGCAUUCAGAACUGCUGCUGACAAGAGAAAAGUGGAUUUCUCUCCUGGUGUGCAAACAGCUUUGUUAGAGGAAGUUCUCAACCUCAUUCAGCCGAUUCUUUCAAAUGCCAGUACUGCUGAGCUCCAUUUCUGGUUUGGAACAAGGCUACAAGCACUGUUACCUGGACUUAAUGAAACCAUGGUACCUUCAUUAUUUGUCACUGAAAGCUGCAAUGGGUCUCAAGUCAUUAUCUCCGCAUUGAGCUCAAUCAAACAACAACUAGAUAUUGCUGUUCAAGAAGCCAUAUACAGGAAUAUAUUAGUUUCCAAUAAUGUCUCACCCCUUCAUUGCUUUGGGAACAACAGUUUUGUUGAUUACCUAAACAAUCGAUUCCAAAAUUUCUCAGAAUUUCUAACACUGACGGAUACAUUUCAUCAGGUCCCUCGCAGUCAACUUGCUGAGGUGUUGAAAACCAUCGAUCCCAGUGGAUUGGCUGAUCUUCUGAACAGGCCAAGAUUCAUUAAUAACAACAAGAUUCUGAUCACAGUGUUAACUACUUAUGGAUCCGUUCAGAAUCUAGUUACAUUUAUCGAUAUUUUCAACCAAACAGUCCAAGAUAGUCGUCUGACCGAUGAUAAUCGUGUUGCAUUUCUGGAGGUUUUCUGGUACCACUUUGCUACAGCAUUGUCUGAAAACAAAGAUAUUAAUGUGGAUGAAUGGCUUAAUGUCAGACUGCAACCAUAUUUGCCUUUUAUCACAACUGAACUCUUGGCUUCCAACGUCACUCUGAAAAUUCCGUGCUUUCCUUACAGGAAAAUUGUGAGAACAUUGAACGCUCUCUACAGUAACAUGACUUCUAGCAAACGGAGAGAAAUCUACAAUGGGAUCAAAAUUUAUUUACAACAAGAACCCAAACCCAAAUGCUACAAUGCAAGUGAUCCAGUUCUGAACUCCACUGCUUGGUUUGUUGACUACCUGGGACUGUUUCUGAAUCAAAUAUCACUGACUGAUCUUCAGUCUUUCUUUGAUGAUGAGACCCAGCUUCAAGAGUUUGUGGCAAACCCUACAAAUCAGGCUCUUUUUGAAAAACUGAUGCUAUCCACUGAAAUCACAAGAUUCUUUAUUAACUUGCUAUUGAAAAACAACUCGCUUGUUAAUGCUACCAGUCUACCAGACUCUCUUGUUUGCUUUAUCCUCGGCACUGAUGCACUUAAGUCCUUGAAUGUGCGGGAAGCUUUGGCUAUAAUUAAGAAGGUCAAUGAUGUCUGUAAACUCACUUCUCCAUUCAACAGAACUGGGAAUACAUCUUUUCUGAGCGAUGAUGAACGAAAGCUCGCAAUCUUCUUGGUCAGCAAGUUCAACAACUUCUCAGUCAUCACUCUGAAUAGUUUGGGACAAACAGCUUUUGGGCUGUCAUUGUCCCAGAUUAGAGGUAUUGAAGCGAACAUUCUGCAGGAAGCUCUGCCAACCCUGGGUCAAGUCAAAAGAUGGAAUCUGGGGCAGGCUAAAGCAAUUGUAACUAAGUUACUUAAAAACGGCUUCCAGGUCAAUAACAAAGAGAAUUUGCUAAAGCUAGGAACCUUGGUGUCUGGUAUUCCAAGCAAUGUGUUCCAAGGUAUCAAUCCUGGGAUUUUCAUCACUUUAAUCUCAAAUUUAACAUUUGUUGAGAAUAUUGGAGCAGCGCCACAGCCUCUACAAUCGAUAUGUGUUCUGCAGGUGUUGCGGAAUGUGGAAGACCCUGUACAAACAGUGAAGAACAUUCCAUCUGUUCUGGCCAAAGAGGUCCCCCCUGUCCUGUUAAACUCAAACUUAGGCCUCAGUGACGUCAACGACAAGCAAUGGGCUCCCAGUCAGGCUGCUGUGUUUUUUGAAAGUGUUGUGAAACGCAGUAAUGAUUAUGACACAUUCUCACCUUCAGUUCUGCAAGGUUUCAGUUGUGGUGCAGUCAAAGAUCUGAAUUUUACAAAUUUUCUUCAGCUUGUUCAAGCAAUGAAGGGGAAGGGGGCUAUGCUUGAUGAAAGUCAGCUCAGUUGCAUGUUUUUUCGACUAACUUCGAAAGGAAAAGUGCCAGACAAAGACAAGUUGCCUGUGGAUGUUCUGCUUUAUUUUAACUCUAAGAACUUCAGAACAUCUCAAAACUGCGAGUCAUUCUUCAAAGGUGUUGGAAAAUCAAACUUUCGUCUCUUACCGAAAGGAUCGUUAAGAAGACAAAAUCUGUUGGAAGAUGCCAAAAUCUGUUUGGGAAUUAAUAGCAGAAAUCUGACCAAGGAGAAUAUUGCAGUACUGGGAGGUUUGGUGUGUGACCUUGAGGGUUCAGUCAUCAAAGAAUCUGAUCUUUCCAUCUUGGAGGCAUUGAAGACUUGUACCUCGUAUGGAGAGGAUCAGAAGAGAGCCAUUGAAACUCUGCUUCAAGGUGGAACCAGCAUCUAUGGCACUCCUUCAUCUUGGUCAUCAUCUACAGUCAAAGAUCUUGGAAAUCUUCCUUUAGCCUUGACUGACACAUGGAGUCAAGUAAACAGGGACGUCCUUAAACAAGCUCUCCCAAGAUUCAUCAAGAAAGUGAAGAUGUUCACACCACCCAGUGAAAUGCUUAUAUUUAUAAAUCAGCUCAACCUAAGAAGAGAUUCAGACAACAUAGCAAACUGUACAAAAUUAGCAGCAGAGGCCAUUGAUGAUCUGACCCCUGCAAUCUAUGAUACAACCAAGUUGGACCUCUGUUUGAGUGACCGUGUGCUGAAAGACAAUGUGCUCCAAUUGGGAGCUCUUGCCUUUAAUCCUACUCAGCUGGAGAUUCUGAAAAAGAGACUAAUACAGAUAUACCCCAAUGGGCUACCAGAAAGCCAGAUUCAACUGCUGGGGAACAUAUCGACUGUGUUUAAUGUGACGGACAUCAGUCUUUGGAAUAUCACUGAGGUCGUGACACUUUCUGCACUAAUGAUACAGAAACUGGAAAGUCCAAUGGUGAAAUCUAUCAUUGAAAGAUAUCUUCAAUUGGGUGGAGUUCUGAAUGCAGUUUCUGUAAAAGCUAUUGGUGGUCCAAAUCUGUGCCUUCUGAAUGAAAGCCUGUUGGUAACAAUUUCAAAUUUAACGGAUGCAGGAGCACUGGAUCUUUCAACGUGUACACAGUCACAGAAAAAUCUGUUGUACAACCAAGCAUCCUCCGCAUUGAGAUCUCAGCAAAGCAGCCCUAUACCCUACUUUCAACUACUGAGGCCAUAUCUAGGUGGUAUCCCACAGGGUGAUCUUGAGAUGCUUGCAAAUAACUCAGUAAACAUGGAUUUUGCAACCUUCAUAAGCCUGAAUCCCGAGGAAGUAAAGAACUUGAGCGCCCAGAAUCUGAUUGACUUGCUUGGAUAUAAUCUUCAAGCUCUUCAAAGUGGAGCUAAUGAAACUGUGGUGACGGUUUGGGUGAACUCACACUUUCAAUCUGAAGUCCAGAAACUGGGUUUGACUGGAGGAAUUCCAGAUCCUACUCUAGAGUCAAUAUUUUGUGCUGGCAAAGACAGUUCGGCUGUUAAUAGUUUCCUGAAUGAUGUUAAGCAGAACCAAAUCUGCAACUUUAAAGUUGCAGAAUAUGCAUGUUCUCAGACUGAUCUACUGAGGGCACAUAUAAACAGUGAAGCUUUAUCUUCCAUAUUUGACUGCUUCACUGGCCCAAUGGUUCUGAAUACCUCUGAUAAAACAGCACUGACUGUUUUCCUUCAGAAAUUUGAGGAAACCACAAGGAAUGAAGCACUGGAAAAGUUCAACAACAGGACGCUGAACACAUCAUCCAUUCCUUUGAUGACAAAGAUCACGUUCGUGAAUGCUCUGUGGGAGAUUGUGAAGACCAAUGAAAAUUUAACCGACCCAGAUUUCCUGAGGAAAUGGUUCCAGGAGAGAUUUAGGCCUUUCAUUGCUGGCAUUUCUCAGUCAGUGCUAAACCGCCUUCUGAUGAGGAACAUAACCUGUGAUGGUUACCAAGCUGUCGUAAAAGGACUCGGUUAUGGUCUUAGGGAAAUGCCACCGGAAACGAGAAUGACGGUACUGCAAGAGUGGGUUCUUAAUUUCCUCAACACCACAGCAUUUUCUCUUAAUUGUUACAAAAGCAACAGUUUUAUUCAAUUCUUGAAGAGGUCAGUCCAGAAGUUCUCCGGCUUUAUAACUCUGAAGGAUGUAUCUAUGCUGGUUCCUCCUGACCACUUAGCUGAGUUGGUGAAUAGCAUCGAUCCCAGAGAAUUGGCUCAGGUGCUGAGCAGUCCUGGAUUCAUUAAUGACAACAAAAUAUUGACCAAUAUCUUAGUCCACAUCCAACCCAGCAAGAACCUGGCUGCACUUAUAAAUCAAUUCAUCAUCGAAGCACAAAAUAGCAAUGUUUUAAUGGAUGUUAUUAAGAGGUUGGAGCUUGAGUUUUCCAGAAUCCUGUCUGGAGUUGAUGAUCUAAAUGUGAAGGAAUGGAUUAACAAUGUACUGAUUCCAUCUCUGCCUGAGAUCACUACCAUUGUUUUCGGUUCCAAUAACAGCCUCGAAAUUCCAUGCUUAGCAUUGGAAAAGAUUGUCAUGGCAUUGAGUUUUUUCAAACAGCAGCAGAGCGUGUAUGAUCAAGAAAUUAUUUACGAUAAUUUGUUAAAUUAUGCCAAAGCAUUCCCUCUUCAUUGUUAUCAAAAUGGCAGUUUUGUCCGUUAUUUGAGGAACUAUUUCCAAGCAUUCUCCGACUUUCUAACUCUGAAGGACGCAUUUUCAUUUAUUCCUAUUGACCGUUUAAAUGAGGUGUUGGAUAACAUUAAUCCAAGUGAAUUGGCUGAUUUACUGAGUAAGCCUGAAUUCAUUGAUGACUUUGAGACCUUGACCAAUAUCUUAAUCCACAUCCACUCCAUCCAGGAUCUGAAGUUACUAAUAGGAGAGUUCAUCGCCAAAAUGCCAAAUCAGACUAAGUCCUUAACUGCUAUCUUAGAUGGUGUGCAGUCUGAAAUUAGAAAAAGCCUCUCUGGACUCAGCGAAAUAGAUGUGAAGGAAUGGAUUAAUGAAACCCUACUUCCAUCUUUGCCAUCGAUCGUCGAAAUAGUUUUGAAUUCCAAGUUUUCCGUGAACAUCCCAUGUGCCCUUAACAGAAAAAUUGUCUCAGUAUUGAGCUAUGUCAAAGAUCUGCUGAGUAAGAGCGAUCAAGAAUUCAUAUAUAGAAAAUUAUUGGAAAAUGCUAGAGUGUCCACUGCCAUGUGUUUGGGAAACACAAGUUUUGUUCUUUACCUGAAGAACUAUUUCCAAGGUUUUUCCAACUUCCUCAUUCUAAGCGAUGCGUAUUCACUGGUUUCUCCGAGCCGUGUAAAUGAGGUGCUGGAUAGUAUUGAUCCAAGUGAUUUGGCUGUUGCACUGAGCAUGCCUGGAUUCAUUGACAGCAGUGUGGUUCUGAUCAGGGUGUUGAUCCGCUUCCAAUCCGUCGAUAAAUUAUUAAUACUUAUCGAUCAAUUUUCCAAAAAUAUUCAAGACGGUGAAUAUUUUGAUGAAGUCAUAGAAGGGUUACAGAAAGAGUUUUACAGAAGUAUGGCUGGGAUCAGUGAGAUAGAUUUGGACAUAUGGCUUAAUAACACAUUAAUUCCAUCUCUGCCAUUGAUCACAAACACUGUUUUGGCUUCCAACAACAGCCGGAGAUUUCCAUGCCCUUUCCUCAAAAGAAUAAUUGAGCUACUGAGCUAUUUCAAAGACCGGCAGGAAAUCAAUGAUCAAGAGGCUGUAUACAAAAACUUACUAACAUACAAUAAAGCAUUCCCUCUUUAUUGUUAUCACAACAACAGUUUUUUCCUUUACCUGGAAAUGUAUUUCCAAGAGUACACCAUCUUUCUAACUCUGAAGGACGUUGCUUCACUGGUUCCUCCUGACCGUGUGGCUGAGGUGCUGAAUAGCAUUGCUCCGAGCAAAUUGGUUGAUCGGUUGAGAACACCUGGAUUCAUUGAUGACAACAAGACUCUAACCUCUUUGUUUCUGAAUAUCAAACCAAUCCAGAACCUGGCUGCAUUUAUAGAUGCUUUCAACAACAAAACCCAAGAUGUGAGCUCAAAAAGUUAUUUACAAUUCAGGGAUCGCAAGAUUUAA